GCCGCCCCGACAGGCUAAACUCCUCGAGCGCAGCAUACUUGUUGCACCAAAAUGACUCAUUCGGAAGACACGUGGGUAGCGAAUGGCUCGAGUCAUAACGAUAAGCUGUCAACUUCCCUUCCGCUUCUAGACCAACCCUUCAUCUUCACAAAUGGCUCCAGCGAACUUCUGCUUCCCCAUUCCACCGGUGUUGCAGAGCGAGCGCGUCAAGCUAGUACCCUUUGACCUCGCUGUUCAUACGAGACUACUGGUCACAGCAUGCUCUGAUGAAAGCCUCUAUGAUUUCGUUCCCUUUGGUCCGUUCAAGAGGGAAGAAGAAUUCAUCACUUCGUUCUGGAACAAGAGGAUGAAAGACAACACCGGAAUGACCAUGUUCGCGGUGUACGACAGAACUAAGCCUGUGGAGUCGGCGUAUGCAGGAGUCAUCGGUUAUCUGAACUCGUCAACCGAAGAUCUAGUCACGGAAAUCGGUUUCGUGAUUAUCGCUCCGGCGCUCCAGAAGACGCAUGUAACGUCCAACGCCGUCGGAAUCCUCAUGAAAUACGCAUUAGAUAUGCCAGAGGACGGUGGUCUUGGCCUGCGUCGAGUAGUUUGGCAAGCCAGCGCAGCCAACAUUGCCAGUGUCAGGACGGCAAAAAGGAUGGGGUUUCAGCAAGAGGGGAUACUAAGGUGGCAUAAAGCAUGGCCUACAUCCAAAUCCCGUGGUGCGAACGGAACCCGCGUGAGAAAAGGGGAUCCUGAGGAGGAGCUAUUUCCGUUGGGACGAGAUACUGCCAUUUUGAGUAUUUGUUGGGAUGAUUGGGAAGGUGGGGUGCGAGCACAUGUUGAGGCGACAAUGGCGCGAACAAAAUAAAUCGCUGUUCCUAUCUAAAAAAAAUCUCUAGUAGCUUGGAGAAAUGCAUAAUAAACACCUACUAGUACCAAUGCAGUAUCAAAAUGUCUUAUUCGGACCAAUUGGAUGCUACUGAGAUGAGAAUC
Desarmillaria tabescens is the source of this 978-nucleotide messenger RNA. Its product is annotated as acyl-CoA N-acyltransferase. Gene Ontology annotation, molecular function: protein N-terminal-serine acetyltransferase activity; protein-N-terminal-alanine acetyltransferase activity. The coding region runs from base 152 to 853 and encodes 233 amino acids. NCBI's taxonomy places the organism in Eukaryota, Fungi, Basidiomycota, Agaricomycetes, Agaricales, Physalacriaceae. The record is from RefSeq and is a predicted model, not a curated record. The transcript has 2 exons.